Rotaria sp. Silwood2 is the source of this 570-nucleotide messenger RNA. The record is from the annotation of a GenBank genome assembly. NCBI's taxonomy places the organism in Eukaryota, Metazoa, Rotifera, Eurotatoria, Philodinida, Philodinidae.
AUGGGUGUUGGAAGUUCUCAAGAAUCACAAUCCUCAUCUAGACAUAGCUCUACAAGUGGAAGAAGACUUAGAAGAUUUUUCUUUCGUCGAAAUAAACCAAUUCCAACAACACAACUUAGUUCACCUGGUAUUACACAACCGACUUCUUAUCAACAUUUCUAUGGUACUCGUCCUAGUUCAAGACCAAUACCUAUUUAUCCACCAUUAGAACAACCAUCACCAUCAUUUUUACCAAUAUCUUACAAUAAUUUUCAAUUUCCUUCAUACAUACCACCUCAACCUAUGAUGAUGCCACCCCCACCGCCACCACGAGUAGCACCAUUCAUGUCUCCAUCAUAUAUGAUUCCUGCUCCUCCUCCUUUUCUUCCUCCGAUGUCGACACCAUACAUGCAACAACCACAAGUACAACCUAUCUACAAUAAUAUGGCCGCUCCAGUUUCCAUGCCAGUGGGUAAUUCUGGAGGAGCUUUACUUAAUCCUCCAUCAUAUCCAGGAGCACCUUCGAGACUUAUUACGGAUUGGACAGGUGGUGGAGCAAUAUCGCCUGGUUUUCUUGGGCCUCCUAUUUAA